AUGUUAGUAAAUGCUACUGUUCAACAACGUGUUAAGCAUUUUGAUCGUCUACUAUCUCAAGAAUUAUCAUUAAUUAAACGUGAACACGAACAAAAUUUAAUCACACAUAAAAACCUUGUAAAUUUCAUUCGUCGUGAUACCAAUCGAACAUUAAAUUCAAAUCGAAAGAAAAUCUCAUUCAAAUCUGAUGAAUUUUAUUGUGAACAAAAGGAGAAAUCCAAUCAUCAUACAAUAGAAAUAUCUACGAAUGGUAAAUCUCAUUUAUCAAUAUCCAGUGUUAAUAAUAGUCCAAAUUCAAGUGAUGAAAAGUUCGUUGAAAUGAAUUCAAAGUUUCGACGUCAAUGUACAAAAACUCAACGUUUACCUCCAAUAAUAAGAUCAAAUAUAUCAAAUCGACAAAAACAAACAAUGAAUGAUUUACAUUGGAUGAGUCAUUUACAAAAAUCCAAGAAACAUAGAGACAGUAGCGGUGAAAUAUUUUCACAACUUGAUGAAGAAUCCUUUGAAGAAACUCUACCAGCGUUAACACCCAUAGAAAAACAAAUACAAUCGUUCAUGACAAGUUUACCAAUGUAUACAGGCAUUCAAAAAGGUUUUGAUAAUUUUGCGCCAUCAUCUCUGUAUUCAAGUCGAACACCGGUUAUUAUGAAAUAA
Rotaria socialis is the source of this 654-nucleotide messenger RNA. Lineage: Eukaryota; Metazoa; Rotifera; Eurotatoria; Philodinida; Philodinidae. The record is from the annotation of a GenBank genome assembly.